GAAUUUCAGUUCAGCAUUUGAAUAACCUGUAUUCAAUACAUUGUACUCAAGCUGUCAUAAUUUAAUGACAAUUCAAGUGUUCCUUGUGUUAAUCACAGCAUGCCACUGGCUGUUAGUGCCUUGCAUUUCAGCCUGAGUGAGAAGUAGACCCAGAGAUAGAGCCACAGUGUGCUACCACCCUUUGUUUGAUCAAGACUGGACAACAAAUACACAGAACAUGAAGAUAUUGGUGCCCAAAUAAAUGUGACAAAAUCAAGUUAAUAAACACGGAUCAGCCACAACAAUAAAACCACUGACAGGUGUUUAAAUACCAUUAGUCAUCUUAUCACAAUGUGAUGUUCUGCUGGGAAACCUUGGGUGCUGCCAUUCAUGUGAAUACCACUUGACAUGAACCACCCAUCCAAACACUGUUGUGGACCAAAUACCCCCCCUCAUCACAACAGCACUACCCGAUGGCAGUGGCCCCCCUGCAGCACAAUGUGCCUCAACACACUGCAAACACUUCUCAGGAACAGCCGGAGGAAUCCCAAUCUGAUUGAGCAACUGUAAGACGUGCUGGAGCAGGUAUGAUCCAUGGAGGCCCCAUCCCACAACAUACAGGACACAGAGGAUCCACUAUGAAAUGGCCUGGUGCCAAAAUAUAAUGCCUUAUCAGUGUAUUUUGAUGUUAAUAUUUCCUCUUGACAAUUUUCAGAAAAUUAUGAACCUUAAAUAUCAAUGAUAUAUUAGACAACACUACAGUUCAGGCAGAGCUGGUGCUCAUUCAGAUGGGACAAUAGCCUCUCCAACAACAACAACAAUAAGUGUAUCAGAUUACAUUUCCAGGGAAUCACUGAGUCACAUGUGAACCAACAGCAUCCAGCAGAGGACUGACUCACCUGACUCACCUGAGAAAAACCAGAAAACAGUUUGUCGGUGUGUGUGUGUGUCUCUCUCUUUAGUACAGAACCACAGACAGACGAUCAGAUCCACCUUCAGACUGAACUAAUGUCCUCUGAGUGAGUUCAUCUACAGGAGAGAGGAGGAGGAAAAUACAAUACUGCAGACGCUUCACACACUGAAGCGUCACUCAGAGACUAAAUGGCUUCCAGGUUAGAGGAGGAUCUCUGCUGUCCGGUGUGUCGUGAUGUCUUCAGAGAGCCUGUCCUUCUGUCAUGUAGCCACAGCUUCUGUAAAGACUGUCUGCAGAGAUGCUGGGUAGACAAAGAAAUCAGAGAAUGUCCACUUUGUAAGAGAAGAUCUUCAAGGAACCAUCCACCUUUAAACCUGGUGUUAAAGAACCUGUGUGAGACCUUCUUACAGGACAGAGAUCAGAGAGCUUCAGAGGAUCUCUGCAGUCGGCACUCUGAGAAACUCAAACUCUUCUGUCUGGACCAUCAGCAGCCGGUGUGUCUCGUCUGCAGAGACUCAGAACAACACACCAACCACAGAUUCAGACCCAUCAAUGAAGCUGCACAACAACACAAGAAGGAACUUCAGGAAACUCUGGAGCCUUUAAAGAAGAAGUUAAAGGUUUUUGAAGAAGUUAAAGUGGAGUUUGAUCAGACAGCAGAACACAUGAAGGUCCAGGCCCGACACACAGAGAGGCAGAUCAAGGAUCAGUUUAAGAAGCUGCACCAGUUUCUAGCAGAGGAAGAGGAGGCCAGGAUGGCUGCACUGAGGGAGGAAGAGGAGCAGAAGAGUCAGAUGAUGAAGGAGAAGAUGGAGGCUCUGAGCAGAGAGAUAGCAGCUCUUUCACACACAGUCAGAGCCACAGAGGAGCAGCUGAGAGCUGAAGACGUCUCAUUCCUGCACAACUACAAGGCUGCAGUGGAAAGAGUCCAGCAGCGCCUCCUGCUGGAGGAUCCACAGCUGCCCUCAGGAGCUCUGAUAGACCAGGCCAAACACCUGGGCAACCUGAGCUUCAACAUCUGGAACAAGAUGAAGGACAUGGUCUCCUACACUCCUGUGGUUCUGGACCCAAACACUGCUCAUCCAAACCUCAUCCUGUCUGAAGAUCUGAGCAGUGUGAGAGGAGGAGAGAGACAGCAACUCCCUGUUAACCCAGAGAGGUUUGAUGUGUACAGGUCUGUCCUGGGCUCUGAGGGCUUUAACUCAGGGACUCACAGCUGGGACGUCGAGGUUGGAGACAGUACAUGCUGGUUACUGGGUGUGUUAGCAGAGUCUGUCCAGAGGAAGGGAUUCAUACAGUCUGGAUUAUGGAGAAUAAUGACAUACAGAGGUGAAUACUCAGUGCGGUCACCACCAGCUCCACCCACUGGUCUUGUAGUGCAGAAGAAGCUCCAGAGGAUCGGAGUGAAUCUGGACUGGAACAGAGGAAAGCUGUCGUUCUCUGAUCCUGAUACUGACACACAUCUACACACCUUCACACACACUUUCACUGAGAGGAUGUUUCCAUAUAUUUUCAUUGGUGAUAAACCCCCUCUGAAGAUUGUACCCCUGAAGGUGUGUGUGACAGUUGAACAGAGCAGUUAAAGAAGUAUUUCAUCUCUGGAAAGUAUUUCUGCAGUAGAAAGACAAACAGUUUUGAACUUGAUGCUACAUGAGCAGAGAAAACAGAGUGAAAGGGCUGUGGUAUCCACUUCUACUCAAACGACUACAACACCCAGAGUUCACAGCGCUGCACCGGAUUGGACGGGGCUUGGUUUUGACUCAGACAAAGUUCUGAAAGAGGAGACAGUGAGAUGGCUGGAUGCUGACAAACUAUACUGGCUUGCAACUUAACAGUGUCAUGUCAUGUCAUUGUCCGCAGCCGCUUAUCCCUUUCCAAGAGGUCGCGGGGUGUUGCUGCUGGAGCCAAUCCCAGCCUUGUCUCAGGGUGAGGGCAGGGUACUCCCUGGACAAGUCGCCAGCUCAUCGCAGGGCAACUUAACAGUGAAAAAUUAUAAUAUCUGCAAUGUUGUUAAUUUAAGUGUGUUAUUGAAAACACUCAGGCUGUAAAGUUCUCAAAUUCUGUACAAGUUUGAGGUAUUUUAGUUUUAUAUCAAUAUUCAGUUUUACUGCUAAAUCUACUUUUGUACAAUUCUGAUUAUCUGUGAUUCACCCAUGUAUUGUACUCACAACCAACACUUACAUAUACUUCAAUAUGUAUGUACACUUUACAUUUCCUCUCCUCUACAUGUAUUAUAUAACCUUUGGAUAUAAUCACAUGAAGUACUCAAAACAGUAAAGUGUGUGUGUGUGUGUGUGUGUGUGUGUGUGUGGAAUCCCUCUUGGUAAUUUAACAAAAAUGAACUGAACACAUUUGAAGCAAUAUUAUGGUAAAAGACCUUAAAAGAAGCUUGUCUAUUCUAUUUUUGUUUUUUCAUAAUUAACAGAAACAGAGGUCCCCUCUUAGAUAGUGGACACACGUAGUGCCCUUUUUAUCAUAUUGACCAGUAUCUGUGUGUUACUCAAAUACUUCUUCAUAUUGGUCACUUUCAGGUUUACCAAAGUAAUAUUUCAAUAUUUUUACUGGAGUAUGACUGAUGGGUACUUUUUCCAGCACUGGUACUUAGUUACUUUGGAUAACUGGUAUUGUUUUAUGUUUUAAAUCUGUUUGCAAAAAAUUAUUAAAAGCAUUUG
Molecule: messenger RNA, 3564 nt
Organism: Acanthopagrus latus (yellowfin seabream)
Lineage: Eukaryota; Metazoa; Chordata; Actinopteri; Spariformes; Sparidae
Product: zinc-binding protein A33-like
Exons: 2
Coding region: 1081-2475 (464 amino acids)
Molecular function (GO): zinc ion binding; protein binding
Source: RefSeq, a predicted model, not a curated record